AUGGCUGUAAAAUUACUGUCGUUUAUUCUCAUCGUCGCUGCUGUAGUAACGGCGGACGAGGAACCAUCUGUAGCAAGGCUGUUAGUAUCUAAACAAGUUUUAAAUAAAUACUUAGUGGAGAAUAUGGAUAUUUUAAUCAAAUACACACUGUUCAAUGUGGGAACAGCACCAGCAGUAGAUGUAAGGUUGGUGGACAAUGGAUUCCACCCAGAAGUGUUCACUGUGGUUGGAGGUCAGCUCACAGCAGAGAUCGAUAGAAUAGCUCCUCAAACCAAUGUCUCACAUGUAGUUACAGUUAGAUCAAACAGAUAUGGUUACUUCAACUUUACAUCUGCUGAAGUUACAUACAAACCUACUGAAGAUGCUAUUGAGCAUCAAUAUUCUAUCAGUAGUGCACCCGGAGAAGGAACAAUUGUUGCUUUUAAGGACUAUGACCGCAAGUUCUCAUCACACAUUUUAGACUGGGCUGCGUUUGCUGUUAUGACUCUGCCAUCACUAGCCAUUCCUUUCGGUCUCUGGUAUUCCUCAAAGAGCAAAUAUGAGAAACUCGCAAAACCUAAGAAGACUCAU
Molecule: messenger RNA, 570 nt
Organism: Brenthis ino (lesser marbled fritillary)
Lineage: Eukaryota; Metazoa; Arthropoda; Insecta; Lepidoptera; Nymphalidae
Source: the annotation of a GenBank genome assembly